This is a messenger RNA of Trypanosoma grayi, 777 nucleotides long. RefSeq lists its product as hypothetical. The transcript has a single exon. The coding region runs from base 1 to 777 and encodes 258 amino acids. The record is from RefSeq and is a predicted model, not a curated record. NCBI's taxonomy places the organism in Eukaryota, Euglenozoa, Kinetoplastea, Trypanosomatida, Trypanosomatidae.
AUGAGGGAUGCGGAGACGGAUGCAAUGGAAGUCGUUGCGAAAGCGGCAACCCCUCUCGGUGUUGAGUAUCACGUGGAGGAGGCCAGAGGCCAUGCUAAAAGGGCUGAAGAGUUUUGUGAGGGAGUUGAGAUAAGGAUGAAUAAUGCGAAUACCUCAGCACGGGCUGCUAAGGAUGCGUGGAGGAGGGUGGAAGCGGAGCUGAAUCCAGUUCCACAGAAAGAGACACACUCUGCCCCGGUCCCCGGAAAAGACAUUCGACCAAAACAACAACAACCUCGUGCUCCACGUUCAAAACAGCCGGUCGCCCCAUCCUUUCCCAGUGUUGACACCAGCAAGACCUUCACUGGCCCCGUGGAUGCCCCUGUGAGGGAGUCUGUGGAAGGAGGCGCGCCCACUGCCACUGAGAGCAACCGCGAAGGCAGUGCUACCCCAAUUGCAGACAACCGCGCCGUCUCACCCUCCGCCGAUGGUGCCAGCACUGACGCACAGCAACCGACCGCAGUGGAAACGCCGACAGCUGCAGCGGCAGGUGGACGCCAAGGCCCCUCCGAGAGCACCGCGAGCACUGGCGCUGCUAAGGAUGAGGCCAAGGAGAAUGCACCAGGAAAGCUCGACAGCAACGACGCCGCCUCUAUGCCAUCGCCUGAUGGUUUGGAUGCCUCGCAGCAAGACAGCCACAAGACGGCGGAUCAUGACGGCAGCAGCCGCUCUAUGUGGAUGCGUGCGCCGCCGCUGCUGAUGGUGCUGGCAGCACUUGCCUGCGUCAUUGUGUGCUGA